This is a messenger RNA of Closterium sp. NIES-65, 1854 nucleotides long. The record is from the annotation of a GenBank genome assembly. NCBI's taxonomy places the organism in Eukaryota, Viridiplantae, Streptophyta, Zygnematophyceae, Desmidiales, Closteriaceae.
AUGCCCCGAUUUAAUCGACGGGAACAGCUGCCGCUCCACAUCAAGCGCGCCAUUUGUGCGCACCACGUCGAACACCCCGUCCUGCACCAUGUCGACCUAGCUCGAUGGUGUUUCUCCCAGUACGGGUUGCGCCCGGAUCGCUCUACGAUCGGCCGCAUCCUAAAAACCGGAGAGCGAUGGGCUAUGACAUCCGACGGCGACAACCCGGUGCGCCGUCGGGGAGGCGCCUGGCCUGAGCUGGAGCAGGCCAUGGGGCGGUGGAUAGCAAACGCAGAACCCGCUGGUGUGCCCCUCACACUCCAAACCAUCCGCGACCAUGUCGCGGCGAUUGCCAGGAACAUGGGCAUUCCGCCCACCUUCCGAUGCUCGAUCGGCUGGGUGCGCCGUGCAUUGCGGCGCCAGGGCGUGAGAUGCCGUGCGGCACAGGGCGAGGCCGCCAGCGCAGAUAUGGCGGCCGUGCGCGACGCCCGUGAGAAGAUGCCGCGACUCCUCACGCAGCUCGGCGUCGCCCCGCGGGACACCUUCAACCUCGACAAGACUGCUCUCUGGCUGUCGGUGCUUCCGCGGCGCACGUACAGCAGCGGCCGCAUACCAGGCCGCAAGGUCUCGAAGGAGCGAUUGACUGUCGCAUUCCUCGUGAAUGCGGACGGUAGCCAUGCUUUCCGGCCGCUUGUGAUCAGCAAGGCGAAGAGGCCGCAUGACUUCCGGCCCGACUACGACCCUGAGGCGCUAUGCUACUGGCGCCAUAACGCUAAAGGGUGGAUGACCUCGCCAGUAUUCACGCAUUUCAUUACUCAACUCAACGCGUCGAUGUUUGCCGAGGGUCGCAAAACAGUGGUGCUGCUGGACAACGCGAGCAGCCACAUGCUGCGCUCUCAAGAUGCAUGGAGCGAGAUCGUGUGCGGCGUCAGGACCACGUGCAUAAGCCACGUGCGGCUUGUCUUCCUGCCGCCCAAUACCACGGCAUUCACUCAGCCGCUUGACCAGGGCAUAAUCGCCACCGCGAAGGCCCGCUACCGCCAGCAUUGGCUGCGGGCCUUCUCGGGUUUAUGGAACGCCGACGGAGCGACUUCCGCGGUUGCUCGAUUCAGGCCGAAUCUGCGAGAUGUGCUCGGGUGGCUGUCGGAGUCGUGGACCUCCGUCGGCGCGCGCACCAUUCAACGGUGCUGGUGGCGCACGGGGUGUCUUCCCCUCUCGUGGUCACUGGAGCUGCCGCACGUGCAUGACGACGAGCCCAUCCCCGCAGCUUAUCCCGACAUCGAACUCGACGAUGACAUCGAUGAUGUCGGGACGCUUAUUAACAGGCUUGCCCUCGGGGAUGCGGCAAUGACGGCGGCGGAAUACGUCGCCAUCGACGACGCGAAGCCCACGUGUGCGGAAGGCACGGCACACCCGCCCGUGACAGAGGAAGAGAUGCGCUUGGAGGUGGAGCUCUGGCAGGCGCCGACGACCAUGCAGGCCGUCUACGACGACGCCGACCCCGUGUGCCGUGAAGCGCGCCGCACUGCUCGUGCGGCGUGCGAGAUGCUCAUCGGCUACGCCCGGGCCACCCGCAUCACUCCGCGCGAUCUGUGCGCUCUUUUCGACAUCCGCAAUCCAAUCGUAAUCGCGCGGAUGGAGCGGGCGAGCCCGGGAUUCAAUCUCAACGCAACCCCCACUCCCGAGACCCCUCGUCCGCGGGGCCGUGUGCUGCCCGACUGGAUGACCCGCCCGUCCCUGCUACAGCCGCCACCGGCCCCUGCUACAGCCCGCCGCCGGCCCUGCUACAGCCCGCCGCCGGCCCUGCUACAGCCCGCCGCCGGCCCUGCUACAGCCCGCCACCGGCCCUGCUGCAGCCCGCCGUGCUGCACGUGA